This is a messenger RNA of Volvox carteri f. nagariensis, 1752 nucleotides long. RefSeq lists its product as uncharacterized. Lineage: Eukaryota; Viridiplantae; Chlorophyta; Chlorophyceae; Chlamydomonadales; Volvocaceae. The record is from RefSeq and is a predicted model, not a curated record. The transcript has 8 exons. The coding region runs from base 1 to 936 and encodes 311 amino acids.
AUGAAUAGUUCUUGGAUGUACCGUUGCUGUGUUAGCAAAUCAGCUGCACAAGCUAAAGCUGGAAAAUUCAACUUGCCAAUCGUGGCCAGGGCCAACAGAUGGAAGCUUGGCCACGACGCCAUCCGGUACGACCUGGACGCUAUCAUGUCUGCCCUGGAGACCGCCAAUGCCACCCUGGUGGUCCGAGGCCGGGCCCUGCCGGGAUGGCAGGUUGAGGCGCUCCGCUCCACGGUGAGGAGCUUCUACCUGGGGCUGCACAUGCACCUCGCACACAAACGAACCGUCCUGUUCCCUAUGCUGUCCGCCCGCCUGGUGCUGCCCUCCAAGAUGUUGGACUAUGACGAGGCCACCCUGAUGGCCCUCCUGGACCGGGUGCGGGGACUGUGCGAGGGACUGGACAUCACGGCCUCGCCGACAGCAAAGGCAGCUGUACGGGAGCUCUACGCGGGGUUUUUCGUGCUCCGUACGCUGCUACGGCAGCAGAUGGAGCGCGAGGAGGUGUUGGGGCUGCCGCUGCUGCGGAUGCACUUCACGGCGCGGGAGGCUGCGGCGGCGGAGCGGAAGCUCAUCUCCCAGAUGAGACCCGCAGACCUGGCCUGGCUGCUGAGACCGCUGGCAGAAGCGGAGAAGAAGGAGACGCUCACGCGAGUGGGUGUUCCCGGGCUGUUUCAAAAGCUGGUGCUGCUGCCCGCGCUUCGCCGCGCGGACCGAGCGGUGCUGCGGACGCAUAGGGAGCUGGCGUCCGGAGAGAAGCUAGGACGGGUUGGUUCGGGGUUGUGGAGGGAUGGAGACCGUUUUGGUAAUGUUGGUGGUGGUAUCCAAAGCCAGGCGCAACCGCGCGCUGCCAAGGCCCAAGUCCAAGCCUUGGAUCAGGCUCUUCCAUGCGCUGCCCUUGAAAUUAAGUGGCGCAGGAGAAGGCCUGGGCAUCUGGACUGAACAGCGCUCAAAUUUGUCGAAGAUGCAGGCGCGCACACAGGCACGUGUGGUGUGAUAUGAAGAAUGCGGCAAGAUGGGACAAAGGGGGUGGGGGGAAAGCUCGCGUAGAUUAAGAGCACGCAUAAGAAGCGCAUGGAGGCAGGUUUGCUCGCACGCAUUCAUGCACGUGACAGCGACAUCACUACCUCCAGGGGGGUCCCGUGUUGUCAUUGAGUACUAGGGUUUGUAGGCCGUAGUACACAGCGCUGCCGAGAUGAAAGUCAAGGUGUACGACGGGCAUCGCGUGUGGUACUGCGGGGCAUCCGGGGCCGUUGGUGGCUUUAGUUCGUGUGUUGUCCUUGCUGUUGUCCUUGCUGCCGCUGCCGCGGCUGCGCAACGUCCAACGUGCUUCUGGGCCGGCAGGUUGCCUCCUGUCCCCAGCCGGCGGCCCUCUUGGCUUGUACUUAUUGGGUGUAGGUCGGAUUAUGCGGCUGCUGCUGCGGCGGCGGCGGCCAACACGGCCAAAGUGCGCAUGCUUGUGGUGGUAAAAUCAGAGCGGACGCUCGGACUUUACUUUUACUGUGCCAACUGAUCAACGGAUUUGGCUGUGGCUGUGUUGGGCGAAAUUUCGCAGCCGGCCAGCCAGGCAGGGUUUCGGUUUUGAAGAUAUUGAAACGGACUGCGGCGUAUGUUCCGCGCCGGGGUGCAUACUUGGAGGUCUCAAGGAAGGCGGGUGCGACGGCGCGGGCUCCCCCCAGGGAAGGCCUACAAGUGCGGUGGUUUACUUGAGCCCCGAGAUCAGAUUCUUGGAGUUUAUUAUAUAGGGUGCGGUGGUUU